Penicillium cinerascens is the source of this 1677-nucleotide messenger RNA. RefSeq lists its product as uncharacterized. The transcript is spliced from 2 exons. Bases 1 to 1677 code for a protein of 558 amino acids. Lineage: Eukaryota; Fungi; Ascomycota; Eurotiomycetes; Eurotiales; Aspergillaceae. The record is from RefSeq and is a predicted model, not a curated record.
AUGGAUGUGACCGCGGGCGACAAGCCCGAGGAGGCACUCUCCUAUGUUAUUGCGAUAGACGAGAAAACCGACGAGCGCCCGCCCUCCUACAAACAGGUCAAUGAGAUCGCGCUUGGGCUGCCCAAUUUGAAUUUUGGCGAGACACACUCCGAUUCACUGCCUGUCUCUCCAGACCAGUGCGUUGCUCAUUUGAAGUUUCUUGCCGUUCUGGAGGAUCUACGAUGGCGUGUCUCAAAUAAAAAUGGUAUCUUUGGAAUCUACGAUUCCGAAGCUGAAAGGUUUCCUGCUUCAACCAACGAAGCUCUUGUUCGUAUUCGCGAGAAGCGUUGGGCCGUCUAUACGGCACGCGCGGUUGAACGGUACACAAAAUGGUGGUUUGAUCUCCUCCCCAUAUCGCGACCGCAAGUCACUAUGAGAGAUUUGGAGAAUCCCGAAUACGAGAGGAGUAUUAUUGAUUGUGACACACGCAUCUUAUGGACAGCGGAUAAUGUGCCACCGCUUGACAUUUUGAUGAUAUGGCACUCUCACAUGCUCCACCCUCGAGACUUCCUUGAGGACUGUAUCCGCUACGGAAAAUUGAGCGCCUGGAGCACAGGAUUCCCUUUCGAGGCCGUGAACAACUGCAUUGAUAAUCGAAUGCUAGAAUACAAACCAUCCGAGGCUUGUCAACAGGCAUUUGAGCGACAUAUUAAGCUAAGGUGGGACAAUCUUGAUGAUUCGCCUAGCAAAGAGCUCGCAUGCCCUCGCUGUAGUAAGCCCAACGAAGUACCCUGGACGAAAGGUGGGAUUGGACAUUCUCUCAAGGAAGCUUUCAAAAAGAACACCGGCAUAGCCGACGCCUCAUUUAAGACGAGAUGCAACAACUGUAGGUUCACCAUCAACCACAGCCGACUUAUGGUGGCCAAGUUCCGUCAGGAUGUUAGCGAUCUCUUGACAGCAAACCAUCCUAUGCCGGGAUCGAUCUGCAAUAUUGACGGUAUUCCCCAAGGCCGUCAGAACGUGCGCAAUCCGCAGUACUGGAACAAUAUGACUUUCCCAAGUCGGUUGGUACAGGCUGUAGGAAACGACAUGCUUAUAUUUACUGACCCUUGCGGAAACUGGUGCAAGAAUAUCGAUGAUCUUCGCACCCAGAUGGAAGUCACGGUUCGCGACAGAAAUGCCUUGACGGCGGCAAAAGGUAAAUUCCAAAGCCUCUCUCCUGGCGAGAGGGAGCACUUCCGACGCAUGAUGUCCCACUAUUGGGGCAAUACCAGUUACUUCGCGCUCGACUUAGUUGGCGCUGUGAUCGGCCAGGGAACCUUCAUCCAGAAUAUGGUCAACAUCGACUGGCUGCACUCGCCGACCGUGAUGGAAACUAGCAGACGCUUGACCAAAAAAUACAAGAUUUUCAUUGAUAUCAAACUUGAAAACCCGCUGAAAACAGCCGUUCCGACGAUGGAUGUUGGCCUAGCCUGGCUCACACACCAGCUUCAGCCGAGAAAGUACUACAAAUACACGACCAAGGGGGUAUGUCGUGGUUGUCGCCAGCUCAUUGACCAUGAUUACACACCUAGAGAGUGCAAUAUCUCUGAAAGCUUUGAAUGGACCAGUGAAAUGUAUUAUCGCGCUACCAACGGCGGCAUAUACAGUGAAUGCAGCUGCUGGUACUGCGAAGCCAAACGCGCACCGGGUCCGUGA